Molecule: messenger RNA, 1188 nt
Organism: Podospora bellae-mahoneyi
Lineage: Eukaryota; Fungi; Ascomycota; Sordariomycetes; Sordariales; Podosporaceae
Gene: GE2
Product: 4-O-methyl-glucuronoyl methylesterase
Exons: 1
Coding region: 1-1188 (395 amino acids)
Source: RefSeq, a predicted model, not a curated record
AUGGUCCAUCUCGCUUCCGCCCUUCUCGUGGCCAGCGCGGCCUUUGCCGUUGCCGCUCCCGCCAACGAGAUCUUUGAGCGUCAGACCUGCUCCGUCCAGGCCAACUACCCGACCCAGAACAAUUCCAAGCUCCCCGAUCCGUUCACCAGCGCCAGCGGGCAAAAGAUCACCACCAAGGCCGACUUUGAGUGCCGCCAGGAGGAGAUCAGCAAGAUCAUGCAGCAGUAUGAGUUCGGUGUCUACCCACCACCCCCCGACAGCGUCACCGGUACCAUGAGCGGAAACAACAUCCAGGUCCGCGUGACCGUCGGCAGCAAGAGCAUCACCUUCAGCGCCGGCAUCCGCAAGCCAUCCGGCAGCGGUCCUUUCCCCGCCAUCAUUGGUGUCGGUGGCGCCUCCAUCCCCAUCCCCAGCAACGUUGCCACCAUCACCUUUGGCAACGACGCCUUCGGUGCCCAGUCCGGUAUGGGUUCUCGCGGCCGCGGUCAGUUCUACGACCUCUUCGGCAGCAGCCACUCGGCUGGUUCCCUUACCGCUUGGGCUUGGGGUAUUGACCGGUUGAUCGAUGCUCUGGAGAAGACCCCUGCUGCGGGUAUCGACACCACACGUCUCGGCGUGACCGGCUGCUCCCGCAACGGCAAGGGUGCCUUUGUUGCCGGCGCCUUCGUCAAACGCAUCGCCCUCACCAUCCCCCAGGAGUCCGGUGCCGGUGGUGCGGCCUGCUGGCGCAUCUCUGACCAGCAAAAGUCGUCUGGCGCCAACAUCCAGACUGCCAGUCAAAUCAUUGGCGAGCAGCCCUGGUUCUCCAAAAACUUUGACGCGCACGUCCGCUCCAUCACCAACAUCCCGCAGGAUCACCACUUCCUCGCGGCCAUGAUCGUGCCCCGUGGUCUCGCCGUGUUUGAGAACAACAUCGACUGGCUCGGCCCCGUCUCCACCACCGGCUGCAUGCGUGCUGGUCGCCAAAUCUACAAGGCUUACGGCGUGCCCAACAACAUGGGCUUCUCGCUCAUCGGUGGCCACAACCACUGCCAGUUCCCCAGCGGACAGAACUCGGAGCUCAACCAGUACAUCAACUACUUCCUGCUUAAGAGCGGCACCGCCCCCGGCUCGGUGGAGCGCAGCACUUCCAACGCCAACACUGAUGCUUGGUACCCAUGGGCCGCCAGCGCUCCCACCCUUUCCUGA